Molecule: messenger RNA, 987 nt
Organism: Cyprinodon tularosa
Lineage: Eukaryota; Metazoa; Chordata; Actinopteri; Cyprinodontiformes; Cyprinodontidae
Gene: ap4s1
Product: adaptor related protein complex 4 subunit sigma 1
Exons: 5
Coding region: 90-524 (144 amino acids)
Biological process (GO): protein transport; vesicle-mediated transport
Cellular component (GO): intracellular membrane-bounded organelle
Source: RefSeq, a predicted model, not a curated record
UGCGCCUGUCAGCUGCGCUGUUGUCUAUGGGGGAAACUGAGCAGCACUGUGCCUAUUUGUGAUGUGGUUGUUCUGCCGACGACGACAGGAUGAUCAAGUUUGUGCUGAUGGUGAACCAGCAGGGUCAGACCAGACUGUCCAAGUACUACGAGCCGGUGGAGCUGAGCAGGAGAGCAGCGCUGGAGGCGGUGGCUGUUCGCUGCUGCCUGAGCCGCAGCAAACAUCAGUGUUCCUUUGUGGAGUACAAAGACUUUAAGCUGGUCUACCGUCAGUAUGCUGCCCUGUAUGUUGUGGUGGGAAUCACACACGGCGAGAAUGAGUUAUCCAUCUACGAGCUGAUUCAGAACUUUGUGGAGGUUUUGGAUAAAUACUUCAGCCGUGUGAGUGAACUGGAUAUCAUGUUUAACCUGGACUCUGUUCACAUCAUCCUGGACGAGAUGAUUCAGAACGGCCGCAUCGUUGAAACAAACAAGUGCCGCAUCCUCGCUCCUCUCACCGCCAUCGACAAGAUGGCCGAUGGCUGAUGCAGGCAGGAGGCGACGUUUGUGGAGGAAAACAGCUGGGAAGUCGAUGUGUGACGUGUUUAUCUGUGACGUCACCAUUUCAGCCUCCACACAGGAACUCUGAACUGUAAAAACUGAUGAUGACAGUCUGUGUCUGCUAACAGACAUGUUGGAGCGGAACGGGGUGCCGUCCUCCGCUCCUGCAGGGGGAAGGUGUGUCCCUGCUCUACAGAAGGAAUCGUUCAUCACAGAUCCUCCACCAAGCUUCACGGCUGGUUUGGCCGCUUGUCUAUGUUUUCAUUCACAUCACAACCUCCUGGAGAGCAUCAUGUUCUUCCUGAUUCCACCAGCAAUUCCCAGUCUGGAAAAGUCUGCAGGCGUUAAAUUCGGUUUCUAGGAUGGAUCGAAGCAAUAAUCUGCUGAUUGCUGCCCAACAAAAAUAACAGAAAGCCUCUGAUAUUCAACAUAAAACCACCAUUUAUAA